CAACGGUGAUCUCACAUGAAAACAAUUCCCACAUCAUAACGUCGAAAUAAAAUUAUUCGUAAAAAAAUACAAAACAAGAGAAGAGUUUGCGACAAAUCUCACUAAAAUUUCAAGAAAAUGGAAGCAUUGUGGAAAUUAGAAGACAAAUGGAACCUCUCAACGCAAAAGGCCAUAGCCAUAUUCACAUGCUCCUCAUUCCUACUCAUCGCCGCAUGUUUUGCCGCCGCCACGUGGCGGCGGCGGCGGCGGCGCGUGCACCAAGAGGCGCCGCCGCCGCCGCCGAGGAGGAGCGUGGAGGUGCUGCUGGGGUCGGUGGGGUGGAGCCGGCCGCGGAUCGAGUGGGAGGAGAUCCGGCGGCCGGUGCUGGUGAAGAGGGAGGGGCAGAGCCACCACGACUCGGCGGCGGCGGUGUGGCAGCGGCCGAUUCUGAUGGGAGGGAAGUGUGAGCUGCCGAGGUUCAGUGGACUCAUUCUCUAUGAUCAAAGAGGCACUCCACUUCACCAAGGAAUCAUGUGCAAACAGGAGACGAUGCAGGCUGCAACUACAUUGAGGGACUUGCUAUGACUUUGGUGUAUUAUUUUAAUUAUACUUUGCAGAGAGUUUUGUCCUAAUCUGGUUAUGUUAAAAUUAAACCUAUGAUGACAAAGUGGUUAUUAUUAGAAAUGAAAAGUUUAUACUUUUCAACUUUUAGGUCAUGUGCUAUUUUCUAGCUUAAAUUUUAGAAGUCAAUGGGCUUUAGAUUUUAU
Salvia splendens (bonfire salvia) is the source of this 746-nucleotide messenger RNA. RefSeq lists its product as uncharacterized. NCBI's taxonomy places the organism in Eukaryota, Viridiplantae, Streptophyta, Magnoliopsida, Lamiales, Lamiaceae. The transcript is spliced from 2 exons. The coding region runs from base 118 to 564 and encodes 148 amino acids. The record is from RefSeq and is a predicted model, not a curated record.